This is a messenger RNA of Pocillopora damicornis (cauliflower coral), 1319 nucleotides long. Its product is annotated as vesicle transport protein GOT1B. Gene Ontology annotation, biological process: endoplasmic reticulum to Golgi vesicle-mediated transport; retrograde transport, endosome to Golgi. Lineage: Eukaryota; Metazoa; Cnidaria; Anthozoa; Scleractinia; Pocilloporidae. Gene Ontology annotation, cellular component: membrane; endoplasmic reticulum. The record is from RefSeq and is a predicted model, not a curated record.
ACGUGGCUUUCCGGUCAUAGAUCUAAAUGAGUUGUAGUACGGUAGAGAGAGAUAACAAACAUAACGUAUGACCUUGGGAAAUGUUGCCUAUUACAGAUUAUCAAAAAAUCGGCAUUGGUGUGACAGGCUUUGGAGUAUUUUUUCUCUUUCUGGGAGUUUUGUUCUUUUUCGACAAAGGUCUCUUAGCUAUUGGAAAUAUACUAUUCAUUUCUGGAUUAGCACUGGUAAUUGGAUUAGAAAGAACUUUUAGAUUUUUCUUUCAAAAACACAAGCUCAAGGGAAGUUCUUGUUUUCUUGGUGGAGUUUUAGUUGUUCUCAUUGGUUGGCCUCUUAUAGGAAUGAUCAUAGAAAUUUAUGGAUUUAUACUUUUGUUUAGUGGCUUCUUUCCAGUUGUUAUAAACUUUUUAAGAAGAGUACCUGUCAUUGGAAAUAUACUCAACCUCCCAGGAAUUAGCAUGAUAGUGGGUAAAUUAGCAGGAGAUGGAAGCAACUCAAUGGUGUAAAUCACUGAGAUCUCAAUAUAUCCAGGCCAUUUUCUGGCAGAACUGCACUGGAAGAAACCCAUCUACUAUCAGAAGUGCUAUAUUAGGGAAAAUGAGUUUUGGACUUCAUAGCAACUUAAUUUGCUAAGUCCCCCAUCAGUUCUGUUUUGUGGCUCCUCUUCAUUUUGUAUCAUGGAAGGAAACAACUUUUUCCUGCAAAAUAGACCAUAAUAAAUAUUCCUGCACAUAUUGUAUUUACCAUAUGGUUUGCUAUGACUCAGUCGAACUGUAACUUGCAUUGUGGAUUCUUGAGAAAUUCAGACUGGUCUUGUGAAGAAUCUUACUUGUUGUUCUUUGCAGAACUGAUGCAGGCAGUCUUUACUCAGUUACUUCUUGAUGCUCUUGUAAAAGUUUUAUCAUUUUGCUUAAUUGUGGGAAAUUGUAGCAAAUGCUCAAUACACAUGAGCAAAAACAAAGUAAAAAUUUGUACUAAUUUUGUCACUAAAUUUUAUUCUUGGGUUGAACUUUACUUUUCUUUCUUAGAAACUUAUUGUUCUCUAUUAGCAUGGCCAUUUUAAAGAGAAAAAUGAAAAUUUCAACCAAAGAUUAAUUUGACCACAAAACAUUAAUUUUUAAGGGGAAGCAUUCCUCUAGCAGGUAUUCCUACAUGCAAGUGUUUCUCUCCUAUGGAUGUAUUUAAAUUCUUGGAUUCUAGGAUUAUCUGAUGAAUUCUUUAGUCUUUAUUUGGAAGAAUCUAUGGGGAUACUUGUAAGUAUGUAUGCCAAGAAAUGGAAAAUUCUUAAUUCUAUUCAAUAAAUUUUUUUGUGUACAAGUAAA